AUGGCCGUCGCUGCAGACAAAGAGAAUGUCCCGCCUGCAGUAUCCGGCAAGCACCGAGCGCGUCUCUACGGCGGCACACCCCAAACCGCCGACCGCCUGAUCAAGCCAUUCAAAUGCCCUGGCGCAAAUACUCCCGUCCGAGUGUCAGAGAAGCCGGCGCGCAAGAGACGCAGGGUCGACUAUGCUGGCGGCGAUGGCGAAGCUGAUGACGGCGACAAGCCGUAUACUAACGAAGAUCGACUUGCCCUUGCGACUCGAGAUGUCAAUCGCUUUCCUGUGUUCAAGGCCAAGGACAAGGACACCACCUUUCGCGCUCGCUUCUCCGUACCGCUGAAGAACAAGGAUCCUGGAGCGUACAACUCAUCAAGACCGCCGCCGUUGCUGGGUUUGCGACAGGGUGCUGUCUUCGUGGCGAAGCCGUUGCAUGAUCCCAGUGGAGAGUUUGCUAUUGUGUUGUUCGAUCCGACCGUGGACGGAAAGCCUGAGCAGAAGGCGCUGGAAGAGGGAGAGGGAACGAAAGAUGCGGAAGAGCCUACAAAGCUGGAUGAACCGUUGAUGCACAAGAGCCUGGCAGACAUCCUGGGCAUCAAGAAGACUGUGGACACAGAGCGACCAAAGGUUCCGGUUGUGAUCGAUCCUCGCCUCACUAAGGUGCUCAGACCACAUCAGAUCGAGGGUGUCAAGUUCAUGUACAAAUGCACUACUGGACUGGUCGACGCAAAUGCCGAGGGCUGCAUCAUGGCUGACGGGAUGGGUCUUGGAAAGACGUUGCAAUGCAUCACGCUGAUGUGGACACUGCUGAAGCAAUCGCCCGAGGCUGGCAAGAGUACGAUACAGAAAUGCGUUAUUGCUUGCCCUUCAAGUUUGGUUCGCAACUGGGCAAAUGAGUUGGUCAAGUGGCUUGGAGAGGGCGCCAUCACACCUUUCGCCAUUGAUGGCAAGGCGUCGAAGGACGAACUCAUCAUACAGCUACGACAGUGGGCUUCAGCGACUGGAAGAGCUGUUGUUAGGCCUUGCUUGAUUGUGUCUUACGAGACCUUGCGCCUCUAUGUCGACGAGCUGCGGAACACCCCCAUUGGACUCAUGCUUUGCGACGAGGGUCAUCGUCUGAAGAACGGCGAAAGCCAAACAUUCGAAGCACUCAACAGCUUGAACGUGCGAAAGAGAGUAAUCUUGUCCGGCACCCCCAUUCAGAACGAUUUAUCAGAGUACUUCGCGCUCCUUAACUUCGCUAACCCAGGCUACUUGGGCACCCGGCAGGAAUUCCGAAAGCAAUACGAAAUACCUAUUCUUCGCGGACGCGAUGCAGAUGGCAGCGACACAGAUCGCCAAAAGGGCGACGAACGUCUCAAGGAACUCCUCACCACCGUCAACAAGUUCAUCAUUCGACGCACGAACGAGCUUCUUUCCAAGUAUCUGCCAGUCAAGUAUGAGCAUGUGGUCUUCUGCAAUCUGGCACCCUUCCAACUCGACCUCUACAACUAUUUCAUCAAAUCACCCGAGAUUCAGAGUCUACUACGUGGCAAGGGCAGUCAGCCACUUAAAGCGAUUGGUCUUCUGAAGAAGCUCUGCAAUCAUCCUGACCUUCUCAAUCUGCCAGAGGACCUACCUGGAUGCGAGGACCACUUCCCAGAAGACUUUGUGCCCAAAGAUGCGAGAGGCCGUGACCGCGAUGUCAAGCCAUGGUACUCUGGCAAGUUCCAGGUGCUCGAUCGCAUGCUUGCACGCAUUCGACAAGACACCAACGACAAGAUCGUGCUCAUCUCAAACUACACUCAAACGCUUGAUGUUUUCGAGAAGCUCUGCCGCAAUCGCAGUUACGGCUGCCUCCGCCUGGAUGGUACCAUGAAUGUCAACAAGCGACAGAAGCUGGUCGACAAGUUCAACAACCCGGAGGGCGAGGAAUUCGUAUUCUUGCUUUCUUCCAAAGCAGGUGGCUGCGGUAUCAACCUCAUUGGUGCCAAUCGCCUGGUACUAUUCGACCCUGAUUGGAACCCAGCCGCGGAUCAGCAGGCACUCGCCCGUGUGUGGCGUGACGGACAGAAGAAGGACUGCUUCGUCUAUCGUUUCAUCGCGACAGGCACGAUCGAGGAGAAGAUCUUUCAGCGCCAGGCACACAAGCAGUCUCUGUCAUCCUGCGUUGUCGACUCCGCCGAGGAUGUUGAGAGGCAUUUCGGUCUGGACUCUCUGCGUGAGCUUUUCCAAUACCGACCUGGCACCACCAGCGACACACACGACACGUUCAAGUGCAAGCGUUGCAAGAACGGUCGACAGACCAUCAAGGCGCCGGCAAUGUUGUAUGGCGACUCGAGUACGUGGAACCACUUCGUCAAUGAUGGCGAGCAGGGACCCAUGGGCAGGAUUCAGGAUCUGCUGUUGAGGCAAGAGAUCACUGAGAAGGACGUCAGCGCGGUGUUUCAGUAUAUCAGUCAUUGA
Molecule: messenger RNA, 2436 nt
Organism: Zasmidium cellare ATCC 36951
Lineage: Eukaryota; Fungi; Ascomycota; Dothideomycetes; Mycosphaerellales; Mycosphaerellaceae
Exons: 1
Coding region: 1-2436 (811 amino acids)
Biological process (GO): double-strand break repair via synthesis-dependent strand annealing; reciprocal meiotic recombination
Cellular component (GO): nucleus
Molecular function (GO): ATP-dependent chromatin remodeler activity; hydrolase activity, acting on acid anhydrides; ATP binding
Source: RefSeq, a predicted model, not a curated record